UCUGUUUUAUGUUUUGUGAUCGUGAUCCAUAAAAAAUGGGCCGACCGAAAUACGUCAUAAAGGUUACGUAUAAAAUCAGUAAAAAUCAAUCCUGCCUUUCUCCUUUUUCCCGCUAAUUACUUCAAAAAAAAAAUGACAAAAGAAGAUACCUUAUUAAACGAAGACAUCCAGCCGUCUCAACAGCUGAAAGAAUCAAAACCCAUAUGGAUUCCUAUAGAGUCAAAUCCUGAUGUUCUGAACAAGAUUAUUCAUGAGAACGGCGUUGAUCCUACAUGGAGUUUUAUUGAUAUACUGGGAUUUGACGAGGAGUCCAUUGCCGAACUCCCAAAUCAAGUUGCUGCUAUUAUUUUCUUAUUCGCUGAUACAGAAAACUAUCUGCAAUUCCGGGAUCGAGAGGAUGCACACUUGAAGAUUCAUGAGCAAAGUAUCAGUCCCAAUUUGAUGUACUUUAAACAAACCAUCACCCAUGCCUGUGGUAUGAUGGCAUUGCUUCAUUCUUUAGCCAACAACGCCCAUUUAGUUGGACCUGGACCAUUCUCCAAAAUUAUCGAGGAUACAAGUAAUAUGUCACCGGAAGAAAGAGGAGAGUAUUUGGAAACUUGUCAAGAGCUGGCUAAGAUUCAUGAUUCUGCAGCUCGUCAGGGACAAUCAAAGAUUCCCUCACAAGACAGUAUUAUCCAUCAUUUUGUUUGUUUUGUAAAUGUCGAUGAUCACUUGUAUGAACUGGAUGGUUCCAGGGUUUUCCCAAUUAAUCACGGAAAAUCCACAAACUUUGUAAAGGAUGCCGUAGCUAUUAUGACACAAGCCGUUGGCAGGGAUCCCGAUGAGAAUGAGUACAGUGCUAUUGCAUUUGCCAAAACUGCUUAAAUGUUUAAACGAAUAAAUAAAUAAAAAACAAGCAAAAAAAUUUAUUAUUCUAUACUACAAAAAGGGGGGGG
Messenger RNA from Mucor mucedo, 938 nucleotides. RefSeq lists its product as uncharacterized. Lineage: Eukaryota; Fungi; Mucoromycota; Mucoromycetes; Mucorales; Mucoraceae. Gene Ontology annotation, cellular component: cytoplasm. The transcript has 5 exons. Gene Ontology annotation, molecular function: cysteine-type deubiquitinase activity. Gene Ontology annotation, biological process: protein deubiquitination; ubiquitin-dependent protein catabolic process. The coding region runs from base 133 to 867 and encodes 244 amino acids. The record is from RefSeq and is a predicted model, not a curated record.